This is a messenger RNA of Sitodiplosis mosellana (orange wheat blossom midge), 14402 nucleotides long. RefSeq lists its product as uncharacterized. Gene Ontology annotation, biological process: intracellular protein transport; exocytosis. The coding region runs from base 3040 to 13563 and encodes 3507 amino acids. NCBI's taxonomy places the organism in Eukaryota, Metazoa, Arthropoda, Insecta, Diptera, Cecidomyiidae. The transcript has 15 exons. Gene Ontology annotation, molecular function: neurexin family protein binding; small GTPase binding. The record is from RefSeq and is a predicted model, not a curated record. Gene Ontology annotation, cellular component: exocytic vesicle; plasma membrane.
GGUGUGUUGUUUGUGCCAUGGCUGCCCCAAGCAGAAUCGAAUCAAACAGCACAGAAAAUGUACAAAAAUUUAUCAACACUCAGCCAAACAAACCAGUCUAAAAUGUGUAGUCGUUGCUGUUAGUACACAUCGACACAUCGUUCCUCAUAUAAUUUUUGUUUCUAUUCAUCACUGUGAUUUUGAUCUAAAGCAUUCUGUAAGUGCGAACAGAGAGCAACCUGGUGAAUGUGAGGUUGCAUUUCGUAUCGUAAAUUCGUGUAUUUUGAUUAUCCGUGUGAAUAAGCAAAUGUUUUUUUUUCUGGAAUUUAUUUGACAUCAAUUGGCGACUUGUGGCUUCGUUUUAUGUGUAUCUCUUGCAUUGUACCCACUUUGUGUGUAUGUGUGUUUGUUUCAGUUUGAAUACGAUUCGAAUGAUUUUGCCAAUGAUAUUUGGUUAGAUUUCGUUUGCGCACGAAUCAAAUGAAUAAAUAAUGCGAUUCGCCGAAUAGUUUCAGUUCAGAGGCAUUCAAUUCUUAUACAUGUUCAUGUUUUGGUUCACAUUACCUGAUUAAUAGAAAAAGAAUCAACUCGGAAAUAUUUCCUGAAAUUCGAUUGGCAUUUUGGAAUCCUGUGUCGCGUCGUCUGUUGGUGAAGAGGUGUUGGAACACACUUUAAUCAAUCGGACGUGAAGGUCGAUGGAAUCAACUGCAUUUUAGCUGUAUUUUUUUUACUUCUACGAAUUUCCUCGUUCAUAAGAACGGUGAAAUAUUCCAUGAAUAUUUCGAAAUUGUGCGUAUUUUUCGUUCGCUUCGUGAUACAAGUAAAAAUGAAACGGUUUUCUUCGCACUUCGAUUCAAUUCAGUCGUUUCAAUCCAUUUUAAAAAUUAAGGUGUGAAUUUAUUCCAAUUCACCAGCCAACAAGCAUGAAUGAACGAAUGAAAUGACGCCGAAAACGGACGAUGAAAUAUUAAGUAUGAAGAAGAGCCAAAUGAAACGCGAGACCAAGUUUCACGUUUGUGAAGUGAAUGAUGAAUAAUAAAAGAAAAACAUGAGCAUCAAAGUCGAUUUGGCUGUCGGAAUGAAAUGAAAAAAAUAUUUUGUGAUACCGAUGACCGAUGCGUUCUGAGAAUGCUGCUGCAGUGUAGUAUGAGAGUUUCUCCCGAAGUGCUUCUUAUUUUCUUGUUGGAUGAGCUGUUUACUAUUUUAUAACAGAGAAAAACGAAAUGCUUCACGUAACAAAGGCAAAUAUUUAUCACUUAAUGACCAUGCAAAGUGCCAGUGAUCCGUUUCCUUUUCACAUUCGAACACAGCAAUUCCAUUGUUUGGAGACACAAUGUGUAUCAGGUUUGUCGAGCGAAACUCAACGAUACUUUUAAUUCCGUCGCCGUCGUCGUCGUCAUCGUCAUUGUGGACGCUGAUUUUUUUUUCUACGUGCCUUUUUCUCUAUCACAAUCUUAUGACACAAAUACAGUAACAAAAUGAAGAAGCAGAGAAAAUAAUAAAAAGAAAUAAACCCAUGUUCUCGAGCUAUAAAAUGAAGAUUGCUUUUUAAAGCAGUCUCUCCGGUGUAUUGUUGUUACGCGAGACUCUCAUCACAUACAUAUCAUGGUCCGGCUGCUCAAACUCGCCUCGCUGAGAGGAAAUCGUGAUGGUUGUUGGUCCAUUGUGAAUAAAACAUGCAAGUUGCUGUUCGUAAGCAACGAAAAAAAAACACCAACCAAACCAAACCAAACCGAACCUUAAACGCAAUGCAAUGCAAUGCGUUGUGUGUUGGGCACUCCGCUGUUUAGUAUGAGUGUAUGUGUGUGCGAGAGUUGUGAUUUUUUAUCGUCUCGUCUCUCACUUAACCAUCUCUUUAUUAUGUUCGUAAGUUUAUUUUUUUUUUUCGUUGUGCCUUCAUGUUAAAUUCAAUAGGUGCUCGAUGCAUUCUGUCAUCCUUUCUGGCUGCUUCAUCGUUUUUUAUGCGCACGUAUUGGUGUUAAGAAUGCGAAGUUGGUUCGAUGCACCAACAAACAAAAAACAUUGCUGUGUAAAGGAAUGGACAAACCAGCCGUACAAAACAGGAAUAAAUGUGAUUGAAUUUCUCUAUUCCAAGAUGCACAAGACAAUUUUUGUCUGGUUUGUUGUUCCUUGUGCAAACAAAGACUUGAAACGACUGGUUUAUUACCCUGUUUUUUUCUCUACUCUGUUGUUAUUGCAAAGAUGAACAACACUCGAAGCCAUCGGUCGCCUUUGAAUGAAAACGAAAGAAGAAUGUGAAACCCUAACAAAUUCUCCUCUCGUCAAAUACAAAUAUUUGCUUAAACUGUGUCUUUUGCCGCGAACGAUACUAUAAAUAGAAAAUCUUCUUGAAUAAAAAAAAAAUAGAAUAAAAACGAUUGAGCGUUAAAAAAAUAGUUUUAUUAUGCUCAACAUAGAGCCCAUACUCAAUGCAGACAAUUACCUGACAAAUAUUUGCCGUUAGAUAAUGAGCUCAAUCUGUAUUUUCUCGCGUCUCCCGAUUGUAUAUUCAUAAUUAUUUGUGUUUUAUUUAAAUUUAAUGAUCGUAACUUGCAUCAGAACCGGUGUAUUCAACUCAAAGAAUCUAUUAAAUUAGUGAAUAAAAAAAAAGAUGAAGAUAAAAUCAAAGAUUUGAAAAGAAAAGAGAAAAAAAUUCAGUGGAAAAGAUACUUUUGAAAGAAGAAUAGAAGAAUCUCAUCAUUGUGACACAUUUGCAUUCAAACUCGACUAAUUCAUCACCAGCAAAAAAAAAGGGAAUUGAAAGCGGCCAGCGGUGAGUGGAUAAGUGAUAUCUCACGGGAAGUACAGCGUAGUGAAUCACAUUCAAAUGAGUAUUUAUCGGCAUCGGAAAUAAUUCGAAAAAGCAUUAGACGGUCGUGGACUAUUUCAAAUUCGCAUCAAGUAUACAAUAAUCAAUCGAAUGUCAAUCGAAAUGGAGGUGUUGGAGAAUCGCAACGUGCAUUCAUCUCGGCCCCAGUGAAUUCAUGCGAUUCAAACGAAUACAAUUACACGACGAACAAUCGAACGAAUCAUAUCGUAAAUCAUUUACAAUAUCCGAACAUGGACUAUCAAAAUAAUGAGUACUAUGAACGAACAUCGCCACAGCGACGUGUGCUUCGGCAAUCGACGUUGCCCACCAAUUUACCGCAUCCGGAUCAAUAUCAAUAUCAAAAUAAUAUGAAUUUAAUGCCACCUGUGUCACCGAAUAAUCAACAGAUCAGCCCACAGUACAGUCCGUACAAUACGGACACCGAGGACACAAUGGAUGCAUCAAAUCCGGAUUUGCGAUCGAUUCGAUAUCCAAUUCGACGACAAUCAACAUUACCAAGUCGGCCAGAUCUGUACCAGCAACAACAGCAACAACAACAACAGGGUCAAUAUUAUUUAUCAACGUCUCCAAACCGUAACUAUAGCCGAUCACCCGAAAAGUCUGAAACGGAACAGCAGCAUCGCUAUCCGCCACCAUUUGUACGACAAUCAACAUUCCCCUCAAACACAUCCAAUGAACAACAGCAACAGUUCGCAAAUGUGACACAUCGCCCUAAAAUGCUGCCUUCGUCACCCAAUCGCCUCAAUUACAAUCGAUCACCGGAGCACGGCAGCGAACCCGAUUUUCAGAAGCAACGGCAUCUCGGUGUCGUUCGUCAAAAUACACUUCCCAAUCCAGAUCAACAUUUGAAAUUGCUACCAACAUCGCCGCCAAAACGUCAACUAUCGCCACAGUAUAAAAAGCGGUCACCAGAAAUGAUUCGACAAAGUACGCUCCCAUGCAAUCCAGACAAUUCGCUCAACGUUCCACAGCAGGCGAAAUUUCUUCCAAUUUCACCGCGCAUGAAGCAAAGCUUUUUAUUUCCACAGUCAAAACAGAAUCCGCGGCAAUUUUUAUCGCAACAAAAUGUGCCCACCGUCACCGAUGAUCCAUAUUCGAGCACGGGCAGCGUGAGUUGUAUACCACGCGAGCAACAAGUCAAAAUGAUGAAAGUACGAAGCCAUAGCAACGAAGAAUACAGUGCAAGUCGAGCAUUAGCAGUUACAGAAGGCCGCCGUUUGUUGCCCGAAAUCCCACGAAAUCGAUCUCGAUCGCCAAGUCGUUUGGUGCGUCAAGACAAUGUCAAAGAGGACAUACGAAUAAAUGACCAAAGGUCACCAAACAAGCGAACUUUUAACGAAGCCAAGCAAAUUUUGUCCGAGUACGAUGACAUGAAUCAAAUGAAUGCAUACAACGAGGGGAUGUACAAUAGCGAUAACACUUUUCUCGAGGCCGACGAAGAUGACUCAUUCGAUAUACAACAGCAGCAGCAGCAGCAGCAGCAGCAGCAACAACAACAACAACAACAACUACAAUACCAACCGAAUUAUUACAGCUCAAGUGAUCCGAAAUUACAAUACGAUGACGAUGAAUUUGCCCAUAAUGCGAUGAGGCAUAAUAUGGAAAAUUACAUGGGUGAACCGCAAUACAGUCCACCCGAAGAAAAUUCGUGGUAUGGACGCAAAGAACGGCCACAUCGUCGGUGUUCACGUGAAUUUGCUGAUAAUGAGGUAAUGGUCCCGAUGAAUGAGGCCACCGGCGCCGUCGUCGUCGAUGAUCAACGUCGUCAUAAGCCCGAAGCAAUGCGUUCCAUUUCGGAAGAUACACCAACGCGUACAGCAAAACAAGCGGUAACUAGAAGAACACUAUCCCACCCAGAAAAAGAAUCACAUUCACAGAGUCCGAAGCGAAAUGAUCAACCGAAAAUACCUAGCCCAAAGCAGUUGACUGACGUCAUGGAACGCUCGAAAAAGCCCACGAAAAUCCCAUCGCCACGUCGAAAAAAUUAUAAAUCCAUCGAUAUUCCGGAUAUAUCACCUCCCGGUAACCAUCAUUUGCACAUGCAAAAACGUGAUUCGAAAAGUUUGGAUAGUGGAGCGCUGUAUCGACCGGAUCUUGAUGGAGAUAGCAACGGAACCUCAAGCAUGGAACGAAUCGAGCGAAUUGAACGAACAGAUCGAAGCGAUAGUAAAAUUAUGUUACCGACGCCACCAGUUCGAAAAUCACCAGCAGCCCAGGUAGCGGCGUCUGCGACGUCGACGUCCACAGGUGGGGUACUAACGGCAAAUCAAAUAGAGGACCACAGUAGUAAUACGAGCACCGAUCGAAAUAAAACCAACGCUGGCAUUGGUCUGAGCGACAACAACAAAGAUGAAUCCGAGCAAAAGUCCAGCGAUCCGACAGCCGAGCACAAAACUACAUUGGGCGAAGCUGAAAUACAAAGUGCUGUCGAAGCAGCUGCGGUUAUAUUCAAGAAAGUUGUUUUGCAACGACGUCAAGCUGCCAAAAAAGCCAACGAAGAAGGCGAACGUGCACGUAAUGUGUCCUUGAUGCAGGACGAUGUAUCCGAUUAUGAAGGCUGUACGACAUUAAAAAUGAUUUGCCCGGAAAGUGAUGAUUAUAAAUUGGUGUUUAUCAGCUCAGACUCGUCGAGUUUGGAUGAUUUGGAGGACAGUAGUUCAACGUGCUCGUCAACCAAUCGACACAGUAUUUCGCUAGACGAUUGUGAUUGGGAUUAUUUUGAACCAAGUGCAGCCACCACGACAAAGACAAUUUUCCGUGAUUGUGCAAUUCAAUCGCCAUUCGUGUCGCCCAAUUUGCAGAGGCGUCGAACAAAUGUCGCCGACAUACACACAACCGACGAAGAAUUCUUGGCUCAGCAUAGCUCAUCGCCAACGAGCAGCGAUGGAUUUGUUGAUAUUCGUCGGAAAUUAUCACGAUUCAAACGUACUUUCCGGCAUUCGGUGAACAAAAGUUCUUCAUCGUGUUCAGGAUCUCGAUGCGAUUGUGGUCAUCAACCUCAGUACGUGCCAAUCCCAGUGCCAGUGCCGAUCUUUGUUAUUGGCGACGAUGCAAAUAGCUCAGAUGUGCGCGCAUUACAGAAGAAACAAGCCGCUGAAUUGUUUCAACUGUGGAAUACGGCCGCCCCUGAUCUUUUGCUCGCCCAUCAACAACAGCAACGAAACCACAUCGAAUCGCAUAGAAAUAUUGCCAGCGAUUUCUUGAAGAAUUAUGCUACUCAAGUGGAAAUGAGCAACACAACACCAACACAUACAUUGCCAACUGGCAAUUGCAGCAGCAGCAGCAUUGCAUAUGCAGACGCAUCGUCGCGUAACCAAGAAAAUGACACACAACAAGACGAAACAACACUUGCAAGUGGCAACCAGUCGACUAGUAGCAGCAGCAGCAACGAUUGCAAUAAGCACACAAACACCAGCCACAAUACAUGUAUAUCGACGCAUAACGAUCGCACAGAACAAAUGAACAGUCUCAGUACCGGACCAACUGUCGAUCUAAGCAUACCGACGAUAAAUGCACGCAUCACCAUCGAUACCGACCAAAACUUGAAUCAUUUAAAUGGUGAAUUAAAGAGCCGACAUCUUGUUGCGCUGAAAAAUGAUAGUAAAAAUUUCAUCGAUGUGGCUGACGCAAACCCAUUGAAUUGUGCCAUUUUCGAUAAUCGUUUCGAUGAAUUAAGUGAACUAUCGCAUGGAAUUGUUAAAAGUGACGAACCACUGCGAAAAUCGCAUUUCAAUCGGGGAUUAGUGACGGCAGCGACAGCGGCGGCGGUGACAACGUUAAACAAUCGCAUCAAGGCCAUCGAUCAAGAGAAAAGUGCCGGCGAAUCGAUAAGUGCAUUUAAUUUAAUUAGUGAAUAUUCCGCAUCAAAACCCAAAUCCAGUUCAAACCAAGCGUCCAGUGGAGUUCCGUCAACAAAAAGCAAUAAAUAUCGAGAUUUAUCAAAAUGCAGUGCAUUGGCUAGAAAAGCGUCAGAUCAAUUUCUGCGUGACGAUAGUGCAGGUGCAAGUGAUAUGGCUGGCUAUUUACGGUCUGAAAGUAUGUUUUCGUCGUCUUCGUGCGAUUCAUCAGCUUCAUCAUCGUCUUCGGAUGGCAGCGAUGCCGAAACCAAUCGUUCAACAUCACGAAGCAAAUCAAUCAAACGUAAUUACGAUGUAUUGAAUGGAAAAACGGUGAAAGGAAAAGAGGCACACAGCUCAAUUUCCGUAAGUGGAUCAAGUGAUUGUGAAGAUUUGCUAUCGAAUUCAACGCGUGAGCAACCGAGUUGUUCGUCGGCGCCGGAAGCAUCCGACAGCGAUGACAAUUCAAGUUCCAAAUUGAUGGUGGCCGAUCGGCGACCCAAAUCAAAGGGCUUUUACAAAGUGUUUGUUGUGAAUAAAAAAACUAGUUCAUCCGACAGCGAUUCGCAAAGCACCAAUGUCAAUAGCACAGAUGAUUCGAGUGAUAAUGACACCGACACUGAAAAAAUUGUAUUGAACUACAUAAAGCCAUUGCCAGAGAAUGGCAGUGAGACGGUUAAUUAUAAUUAUAUCGAUGAUACAACGACCGAAAGUUACGAUGACAUCGAUCAAAACGAUGAAAUUGUACUGUGCUCUAUCAAGCGGAUCGAUGACGAUGACAACAGUAUCGAUCGCAUUGUGCCGAAGUGUGAACAACCAAAUACAAUGGCUGAACCUGUGUUUUUGGGAAGCGAAACAAAGCAAAACGGUAACAUUACGAGCGGCAGCAACAACACCAGUAGCGGCAACGGUGAUGACGACGACCGAAGUUCUGAAGACGAGAACGAACAAACGGUGAUUGAAAAAAUGCCAAUAGAAGAGAAUUCAUGUGAAACAGGCGAAAAGCACAAAGAAAAUGCAAUCGUGCAUCAAAAUGAACAAGUUGACCUUCAUAAUCAAUCAACUGCGGCAGCAACAGCAGCAGCUGCAGCGGCAGCAGCCAAUACGGAUAUCGUCGCCGGUGAGAUACGUGUGAAUAUGGAUGCCGAUAGUGAACGCAUUGCGGAUACAUUGCGAAGUCAAGCUCAACAAAUGGUUCAUGAUUUAUGUGAGUCCAUUGAACAGAAAUUGAAUGAUGAACAUGUUCCAUUCGAUCAAUUGUUAUCGCAACAAACGGAUGGUGAAUCGGUCAAAUGCAGGACGGUUGAAUGGAAUGCGAAUGCUGAAGAACAUUCCGAGAAAAUGGAACAGAUUCAACAACAGCAACAAUUAUUGUGUGUCCAUAGACAAAACGAUAGAUCACACACACAAAAUGAAUCGGAUGUUAAAAACUCCAUGGCAACCAUAAAAAGUUUAGAAACUGAUCCAGUUUCCAUGAAUGGUUUUGUUUGCGAGCAAAUGCAAAAACAAGAUCAACACCAGCAACAGCAACCAGUGCAUGGGAUCCAUGGUGUCGAUGACAUUUCAAGCACCAACAAUAGGCUGAACGAUAUGAAAAGCGAACAAGAAAUGGCAUCGCAUACAAAAACCGGAGCUAUAACUCGAAAUGCUGAAAGUACAAGCGAAAUGCAGUCGACGACGGAAUACGAUGCCAUGCACGAUAAAAUGCCAGACAAAAAUCAAGAGACAAAACAAACGGUAUUGAUGCAUGAGAAUGACGAUGAAACAACCGAAAAUAUUAUAAAAAGUCACCAGUUGAGUUUGGCAGACGACGACGACGACGACGACGACGACAACGACGACGACGACGACGACGACGACAACGAAGCGAAAGUCGAUACUAUUAACACAACAACCAGUUUGAAUGUGUUGAGCGACGUCGACCAUGGCGGCAGCAGCAAUAGCGCCAACGACAAUGGUCGCAACAGCAACGAAACGUCAUCCACAACGCCCAAUUCAUUAGAAAGUGCAUCCGACCAACGCACACCACACACAUUAACACAAACACAUGCACAACCGCAACCAAUGGCCACUAAUGACUCUGGUAAACAAGCUGAGCAAAGAGUUGAGUGCAUCGAAAGCCAAUUCAUCGGCGCAGAAACCAAUCCAUUGGAAUUGUUUGAGCCGUACGAUCAUGCGUUUGAUUUCCCCUCAACGGCACCGCAAUCGGUCGCAACCAAUACUAACGAGCAUGUACCAGGUGUGCAAACAAAUGAAUGUUACGGUUUGUUUGACGACGCUCAGGUAGAUCGUUACACAGACACUGGCAGUAUAACACGAUCAGCAGUUGAAAAUGAACGUUUGAACAGUACGGAUGGGCAGACAAGUGGAACGACGACAGCAACAACAACAUCAUCAUCAUCAUCAGCAGCAGCAGCAGCAAAAUAUACAAGUUUAGUGAUGAUCACACAAGAAAUUCGAGCGCCAUUGGCAACAUCAAAUGUAAAUAUCGUCCCUACAGACACAACGCACAUCGUAUCCGAUUCCGAUUCCUCCGAUUCCAUCACCGUUCAGCACACAAAUCGACUGUCCGACGAUGAAUACGAGCCAAAUUCAUUGGCUGGCUAUUUUACGCGAUCGCUUGAAGAAGACUCGUUGAAUACAUCGACGCCAACCAUCAAACGACGACCCAUUGUUACAAACCAUUCGAGUGAUUUUUAUUACAGUGAGCAUUUGCCAACAUUUGAAAAUGAUUCAUUCAACAGUUCAGUGUUUGAUAGUGAAAUGUUAAAAUCGAGAAAUUUCAGUGCGAAUCAAAUGGCAAAUAACAACAGUAGUCGCAGUGGUGAUGACAGUAUUAAUAAUGAUGAUGUGACAGUGGUGACGGGCCAAAAUACGUUAUCGGCCGUGGUUUGUUUGGAAGAUGGUUUGGCCGAUGAUGAUUCGUGGAUCGGGAGUGGUGAUGAUGAGGAUUUUGCCGCAGCUACAGCAACCGAUUCAGAAACUGAAUAUGCUGAAGAUUUGGCUAUGUGCUGUUCUUCAUCGUCGGGCGAUCGCGAAGAAGAACUUCGUGGCUAUAAUCGUACAUCGAUCGAUUUUACAUUGCAUACGAUAGUCGAAGAGAGUUGUGAAGAAAGUGAAGUUGAGGUCAAUGAUAGAAACAAGAAUCGAAUGUCGGCAUCGGAACUGGAGAAAUACUUUUUCUUUGGAUUAGGCGAUGGCAAAUCAUCGACUAUGUCGAAUGCAGACACGCGUGAAGACAGUAUUUCGGAAACGAGCAGUUUGUGCAGUGAAGGGAUGGAUUCAUUGGGUGGCGCUGAAAAUGCCAAUGUUGAUGUUAAUGCGAUGGCUUCAUCGCGUUUGGAAAAGUACUUUUUGUCCACAUUCAUGGGUUUUUCGUCGAAUGAACGUGAUCAAAACUCCGAUGGCAGUGGCAGUGUUGGUAGUGAUAGUGAAGGCCAUGCAAGCCCGGAACAGCGUCGCAAACGGUUGGUUCGUGCCCGUGGCACACCACAUCGAUCUCACAAUUCGUCUCUCGAUAAUUUAUUGGCCACAAAAGAUGACAAUCACGAUUCGAUUGCAUCGAACGAGAAUCCAUCGCUUGCCAAUGAAUCCAAUGAUUCGUCCGAAACAGAUACAUGCGAUGACACUGUGAUACAUUUAGAGAAAGACGCAAAUCCAAAUGACACGCUGAAACGCAAAAAGCAAAUCAAAAAGAAGAGCAGCGACAGUGAAGACAAUAAAAAGUCAAUUGGUGCGGUGUCGGAUGAGGAGAGUGUUAGCGGUAAAAAUUCAUUGACACAAGAAGGUGGUUAUUCGGCUCAAUCGGUUGCCAAUGGUGCAACGAAGAAGCAAAGUAGCCGUGACAGCGGUUUCAUCGGUAGCAACGAUGAUUUGCUCAAAAAUGAUGAUCCACACAAAAAUGGUGCCGAAAUGAAAAUCGAAUUGGAAGAAAUCGAAGAAGAAACAAAAGAGAAUGUGUCGCAACAAGCGAGUGGUAAGCAGCAAAUGGCAUCGCCAUCCACAUCAUCAUCGCUGGCACGCAAAGACAGUUUCAAUAAUUACAGUUCGGAUGAAGAAACGAAUCUCAUGAUGUCGAAAUUGCGACAAUUUGUUAAAACGCUCGUUGCAUCGAAUGCAAAUGCACAACGAAAUAGCACAUCGAAAUCAUCGACACCCAUAAUGAGCGGAGCGAAUACGCCCAAAAAUGGCACACCCGUACCGAAGCCACGAUCAAAAGCCAAACCGGCGCAACUCAUCUAUUUCGAAAAUGAAUUGACGCGUUUAAUGAAAACGGUUCCCGGUAUUAAUGACGAUCAAGUGCGUGAAAUUGUGGAAUAUUUGAGUAGCGAAGAGACAUGGUCGGAUUCAUAUGAUUCGUCAGAUUACACGAGCUCCGAUUUAGAAGGAGCGGCAUCAUCGACCAGCAAAUCCGAGCUACAAGAACAAAUAUCGGCUAGUUGUCAGCAAAUUAUUAAGAAAUUCGAAGGUUCGGUCGGUGAUCAUGAAGGCGAUAUCGGUGAUGGUGGUUUAUUCGAUGAUAAACAAUGUUUGAAUCGUGAAACAGCCUUGGUUUAUCACAAACUAGUUUCCUCCUUUUCGAAGAUAAACAACGAAAAGCAGCAAAAAGAAUCGAAUCAUUCGCCGCCGAUAUUCGCAAAGGUGAUGAGCCAUAUUGGAACAAGACUGGUCGCACUGAUGCAUGAAGUGAGCAGCAGUGAAUCGCAUGCAAGUCAUACGUCGCCAAAGCCAAGCGCUCGAUACCAUAAAAAAUUACAGCAAAAAAUCUCGGCCACAACCACCGACGAAGAUGAAGACGAUCCAAUGCACGCACCACAUGACAAUUUAAUGGAAAAUUCCGAAAGCUAUUUAAAUUUGCCGCGCAGUAAAUCGCACGAUUUACUAUUGAGUGGCACUCGAUUGCAGCAUCAUCAAUCGAGCAGCGGUGUGAGUGACAUAGCAGCCGAAGAAAAAGAGGCCAGUGACUACGAACGAUUUUCAUGGCGUGGUAGUUUUGAGUCAGCAUUACUAGCGAAUGGUGACUCAAGAACAAAAUUAACCCUACUCGACCGUGACAAUUCAUCGUCUGCUUCCGCUUUAGCAGCAAAGCGUCGAUCGGCAGGCGAUUUAUUAUUCAAUCAAUGUAGUCUAAGCCGUGAACAAUUGGAUCGGGUGCGAUCAUGUGGCAGUAUUGGUGGUGCUGGCGCUGGUUCAACCGAUGCCGUCAACAGCAUUGAAUCAUCGAAACUGUGGGGAUCGGAAAAUAAUAAUCAACGAACUUCAUCGAGCCAUCAUCAUCAUAAGCGGCCAACAUUUCCCGACUCCGAUGAAGAAUCAUCGGAAGAAGAACGACGCCAUCAUAUUAUGGGCAAUCGUUCAACGUUGCCACGCAGUUUGCAACAAACAGCAACCGCAUCUCUGUCUAGUACAAACUCACUUCCACGUUCCACCACGCAAAAUGCACAAUUGUCGUCGCAAAAGUCACAAAGUGUCCAUCAAUUUUUGCAAAACAGUGUAAAAAGUGCGCGCUAUCGUCCGCCCGGUUUUUCGCGGUUAACAUCAACACCGAAAAAAGCCAAUUCGUCUCUGGGAUUACCGUCAUUAUACACGAAACGAGAUAGUUCUUCACGAACCCGCCGAAUUCAAUCACUUUACAGCGAAGGCGUUAAUUCACCUGAAGCUGGAAAGUCGCCGAUUAUCGGCAGCCGAAAUGAUUCGAAGUCGCCACCAAAUCAACCAGCAAGCCCAGCCGGAAACAAGCUGUCACCAACUUCGUCUGAUUGGCCAGCCCAAUCCGAUGAUGAUAUCGAUCGUCUUGUUGCCAUGCACCAGAACCGCAGCAGCCUCGGUUCAUUAGGAUUGCGUUCCGAUUCGAUGGCCAGUGUGUAUUCGGGAGCGGGCGAAGGUCGUUACGGAACGGUCAUAGUAAAAGGGCAAGUGGAAUUCGGUAUGCAAUACAAUUACAAGCAGGGCGCUCUCGAAAUCCAUGUGGUACAGUGUAAGGAUUUGGCGGCUGUUGAUACGAAACGCAAUCGCAGCGAUCCAUAUGUUAAGGUUUAUUUGCUACCGGAUAAGUCAAAGAAUGGCAAACGCAAAACGAAAGUCCGAAAGCAUACACUAAAUCCGAUGUUCGAUGAAACGCUCAAGUACUUUAUGCCGUUGAAUAGUUUGGAAACAAGAACAUUGUGGUUAACUGUAUGGCAUUCCGAUAUGUUCGGACGCAACGAUUUCCUUGGUGAAGUGACCAUCAAUUUGCAAGGCAUCGUUUUCGAUAAUCCACAACCACAAUGGUAUACACUACAGGAACGUAGUGAACCGUUUGACGACCUCUCAACAUAUCGUGGUGACAUUAUUGUAGGUUUGAAGUUCGUUCCGCCAGAUUCGAAAUCGUCGCACUUUUCGAGAUCAUCAAUCAGCAGUGGCUUACGUAAAUUCGGUGGCAGCAUAAAGUCAUCCACAAGUUCACGUAGUUCAUCAUCAUCGUCUUCAUCGUCAAAAGGUUCGUUGCACGUGCUUGUCAAAGAGGCGAAGAACUUGAGCCCGGUCAAAGCCAAUGGAAUGUGCGAUGCAUUUUGCAAAAGCUAUUUGCUACCCGAUAAAAAUCGCAAUUCGAAACAAAAAACGCCAGUGGCCAAGCGCUCCGUGAAUCCAGUAUGGAACUAUACAUUUGCCUAUGAUGAUGUAUCGCUUAAUGAAUUGUCUGAACGUGCACUGGAAUUAACCAUAUGGGAUCAUGAUCGAUUGGCUAGCAAUGAGUUUUUGGGUGGUGUACGAUUUUCCCUCGGUACUGGAAAAUAUUAUGGAAAACCAGUGGAUUGGAUGGACUCAACGGGAAAGGAAUUGUCACUUUGGCAAAGCAUGAUUAAUCGGCCGAACUUUUGGGUUGAAGGUUGUGUCGUUUUACGUUCGUCACUCGAAAGUGCUGCAAAUACUAACUAAAAUGGACGUUCGACGUGUGUUUAUGUCUCCUUUUUUUGUCUGUAGUUUGUAAGCUCUUGUCGCGAAAUCGCACCACAUUACAUUUGAGUUUAAGCAAUCGUCGAAGAAACAAGAAGGAAAUGAAUUUCUUUAUUAAUACUAGCAUCUCUCUUUUUUUUAUUAUCGAAACAUAUAUAUAUAUACAAAUUUAGUGAAAUGAAAAUGUUAUUUAUUAAUUGAACGCCAUAUAUAUAUUUUGAAUGUAUAUUUUUGAUUAUUAUCUUUCUGAAUUUGUAUUCGAUAUCUUUUUUUUCUGUUCUUUAUUCUCUCGUUUUUCUAGUAGUUUUGUAAUUACUUUGCUUGAAUGCAUAUUAAUCAAUUGAGAAUUGAAUUGACGAGAGUAUUUUUCAUUUGUACCUUAAUCUCCAAUGAUCAAAUACUAUAUUUAAAUAGUUGAACUGAAGAUGAAAGCAUUAAAUUUAACAAUCAAGUUUUAAAUUUAUAACACAAAAACAUACAAUGUUUUCUUUUUGAUGGUCAAAAAUAGUUGUUAUUAACUAACCAACAUUAUACUUGUAAGAGAAAAAACUGUCCUUUUUCAUUCCAAUUAAAAAGAAAAUUAAAUUCCAAAAUAUUCUUCACACAAAAACCAACCAAUUUCAUAGCGACACACAUUGAAAAUGUUGAAAAUUAUUACUUCUGAUAUUAUCAUAUUAACUGUAACUUAUAUUGAACAAAAGAUGACAAAAAAAAACAAAUAAAAAUAAAAUCGAAUAUUAAAAUUUGUAAAUAAUUCAAUCACUGAAAAAGCAUAUUGUGGUAUCUAAAUAAAAAAAAAGAAUUCAUAUGAAAAAAACAAA